ACAUUUUACAGAGCCGGAGCCAGCGGGAGAGACCGGGGAGGGAGCAGCCGGGGAGAGGGAGCAACAGGAGGAGAGAAGCGGGGACAGAGGCUGUCUACAGCCGCCAUGGUGAAGAGGAAGUGCUCGGACGGGCAGGACCAGGAGCGGUUGCGGGGGAUCCCGCUUCCCAUCCAGAUAUUCCUGUGGAGACAGACCAGUGCCUUCCUGAGGCCAAAGCUUGGCAAGCAGUAUGAGGCAUCCUGUGUGUCAUUUGAAAGAGUCCUUGUUGAGAACAAGCUACACGGCCUCUCUCCUGCCCUCUCUGAGGCUAUCCAGAGCAUCUCCAGAUGGGAGUUGGUCCAAGCUGCCCUACCGCAUGUGUUGCAUUGCACGGCCACGCUGCUCUCCAACAGGAACAAAUUAGGGCACCAGGAUAAGCUUGGCGUUGCCGAAACUAAGCUGCUACACACUCUCCAUUGGAUGCUCCUGGAAGCCCCUCAGGAUUGCAGUAACGAUCGGUUUGGCACUGACCGAAGCUCCAGCUGGGGAGGAGGCAGUAGCGCUUUUAUCCACCAAGAAAACCAAGGCUCUCCUCGUCUGUCCAGGCAAAGCAACACUAAUGAGGAAGAUGAGAACAUUCGGAGGAAAUUCCUACAGAAUUCCAUGGCCACCGUCGAACUCUUCGUUUUUCUGUUCGCACCUCUGGUCCACAGGAUUAAAGAAUCAGAUUUGACUUUCCGCUUGGCAAGUGGACUGGUGAUUUGGCAGCCAAUGUGGGAACACAGGCAUCCUGAGGUUCCAGCUUUCACAGCGCUGGUGAAACCAAUCCGGAACAUCAUCACAGCAAAAAGAAGUUCUACUUCCAACAGUCAGAACCAAGGGGUGGAUUCUCCGAAGCCGUAUACUGGGCACAAACAGGGAUAUGACGUGCUGUCAGAAGCGGUGCAGCCAGAAGGCUCCAUCUCUCCCCAAGCAACUGUAUCCAGCUGCCAGAGGGCCAACUCAUUUGAUGGCUGUACGUCCUCCCAAACAACACAGGACAGAGGACCCCACUUUCCAAGAAUGUCUUUAGUGAUCCCACCGUGCCAGAAGUCUCGCUAUGCCACUUACUUUGAUGUGGCUGUGCUGAGAUGCCUUCUGCAGCCCCAUUGGUCGGAGGAAGGAACGCAGUGGUCACUCAUGUACUACCUGCAUCGGCUGCGGCACAUGCUGGAAGAGAAACCAGAGAAGUCUCCUGAACCUGAGGCGCCCCCUCUACCGCGACCUCGCAGUAGCUCCAUGGUGGCAGCUGCUCCUUCCCUUGUAAAUACCCAUAAAACCCAGGACAUGACCAAGUGCAAUGAAGAAGACAGGUCUCUGGGCGCCGAGCCGUACGCCAAGGUGUCAUUGACCAACCUUCGCAGAUCUGCAGUACCGGAUCUCUCCUCUGACAUUGGCAUCAACAUUUUCAAGAGGCUUAGAACCCGAAGAGACGAUCGAGAGCGCAAGGGAUCCAUACCGUACCACCACCAUGGGAAGAAGCGGCAGCGCCGGAUAGGGAUGCCAUUUCUGCUGCACGAGGAUCACCUGGACGUAUCCCCAACCCGCAGUACGUUUUCCUUUGGGAGUAUUUCUGGUAUUGGCGAGGACAGGCGCACUAUUGAGAAAGGGGGCUGGCAGACCACAAUCUUAGGUAAAUUCACGAGGCGCGGGAGCUCGGACACGGCCACAGAGAUGGAGAGCCUGAGCGCAAGGCAUUCUCACUCCCAUCACACGUUGCUGACAGACCUCCCCGACCACUCCAACAGUCACGGAGAUAAUACAGUUAAAGAAGUGAGGUCCCAAAUUUCCACCAUAACUGUGGCCACGUUCAACACCACUCUGGCGUCCUUUAAUGUUGGCUAUGCCGACUUCUUCGCUGAUCACAUGAAGAAGCUCUGCAAUCAAGUUCCCAUCCCUGAGAUGCCGCACGAACCCCUGGCAUGUGCCAACCUGCCCCGCAGCCUGACGGAUUCCUGCAUCAACUACAGCAGCCUGGAGGACACUGACCACAUAGACGGCACCAACAACUUCGUCCACAAGAAUGGAAUGCUGGACCUAUCGGUCGUUCUUAAGGCAGUAUACCUCGUCCUGAACCACGACAUCAGCUCUCGUAUCUGUGACGUGGCCCUGAAUAUUGUGGACUGCUUGCUGCAGCUGGGGGUAGUACCGUGUGUGGAGAAGAAGAGGAAGAAGAGUGAGAACAAGGAGAAUGAAUCAGCUACAAUGUCUGGAUCAGCCUCGGUCAGUGGGGAGAAGAGGCAAAGCGAAGGGAAUUUCCAGAUAAUGGGGGCAGGCCGAGAAUCCAGCUGCGGAUUUGGAGGUCCGUCCAGCGAGGGAACUAGCGGUGGAGGAGGAGGAGGAGGUGGAGGUGGGGAUGACGGAAGCGGUGGGGACCGAUAUUUUGACAAGGAUGAGAAGAACACUGAGAAGGAUGAGAAUAUCCCAGUAACCACCCACAAGCUGGCUCUCACCAUGCUUAUUAAGCUGGUGAAAUCGUUAGGUUGCGCAUAUGGCUGUGGAGAGGGCCACCGGGGGCUGUCUGGAGAUCGCCUAAGGAACCAGGCACAAAGCUGUCUUACCAAGCUAUAUAAACUGGAUAAAGUGCAGUUCCGGCAGACAAUGAAAGAUUAUGUUAACAAGGAUUCGCUAAAUAAUGUAGUGGACUUUCUCCACGCCCUUCUGGGAUUUUGCAUGGAACCAGUUACUGAUAACAGGGCUGGAUUUGGGAAUAACUUUGCCACAAUGGACAACAAGUCCCCAUCUCAGGGCGUGGAGGGGAUCAUUGUAAGCUCCAUGUUUAAGUCACUGAUUACGCGAUGUGCAUCAACCACACACGAGCUGCACAGCGCUGAGAACCUGGGAUUGUAUUGCGAUAUUCGACAGCUCGUGCAGUUUAUCAAAGAAGCUUACGGCAACGUAUUUAGACGGGUGGCGCUCAGUGCCCUUUUGGACAGUGCUGAGAAGCUAACGCCAGGGAGAAAGUCAGACGAUUCACAACAGGAGCCAAGGCCUUCCGGAAGCAAAAGACCGGAAGAAGCGAGUGCUCCUGAAAAGGGGCGGGUGUCCUAUGGGCCCGAGGAAUGCCGAAGUUACAUCUCCAGUCACCCCCCGCAGACUCCAGAGCACAUUGCGGAGAAUUUAAAUGUUCACCCGGAUCUGUCUCGCAGUGAUGAGCAAAUGCAAGGUGCAGGAUUAGGGCGCAAAGAUUUCUGGCGCAAAGUGUUCAAAUCCCAGAGUGCUGCCAGUGACACGAGCAGCCAAUCAGAACCGGACACUUCAGAAUGCACCACCGCUCACUCUGGAAACACCAAUGAGAAGCGCUCAAGAUCCAGGUCCCGUAGAAUCUCACUCCGCAAAAAGCUCAAACUGCCUUUAGGCAAUUGGUUGAAAAGGUCUUCGCUUUCCGGGCUGACGGAUAAUGUUGAAGAUCUUCUGGACAUCAGCUCUGUGGAUCGGCUUUCAUUUAUCAGGCAGAGCUCUAAGAAUGCCGCUGGCAUUAGGAAGAGGUUGCCAGCACAGGAGAUGGGGGAGACAGAUAAAAAGGUGAAAUUUACCAGCGCAGUAAAGCUGUCAGAGGUUGGACCGGGAACCGGGAUCGAUGGCGGGAGAGACGAAGAAGACAAUUUUUUCAAGCGUCUUGGUAAAUGGCGCUCAAGCAGAAGGAAUACAUCCAGGCUUCAUCACACAGAAGAAAAAGAUGGAUGCCAGAGCUUUGACGAUCAUGCCACAGCCAAUCAUGAGGCUGGGAAAAGUAAAAACGUUGUCAACCUGGGAGCAAUCAGGCAGGGGAUGAAGCGCUUUCAGUUCCUCCUCAACUGCUGUGAGCCUGGGACUAUACCGGAUGCCUCUAUCCUGGCUGCUGCCCUAGACCUGGAAGCCCCUGUUGUGGCACGGGCAGCUCUCUUCCUGGAAUGUGCCCGAUUUGUCCACCGCUGUAAUCGGGGCAACUGGCCGGAGUGGAUGAAAGGACAUCAUGUGAACAUUGCCAAAAAGGGCCUAUCUCGUGGUCGCUCCCCUAUUGUGGGCAAUAAGCGAAACCAGAAGCUGCAGUGGAAUGCAGCCAAGCUCUUCUACCAGUGGGGAGAUGUGAUAGGUGCCCGUCUCAAUGAGAUUUGUCACAGUGAAAGCGAAAGUCCAGCCAACCUGCUGGGUCUUAUCUAUGAUGAAGAAACCAAGAGAAGGCUGAGGAAAGAGGAUGAGGAAGAAGACUUUUUAGAUGACAGUAAGGAGACUCCCUUUACUACAAGAAACCCUGCUUGUUCCGUAAACCCAACAAAGUGCGGCUGUCCUUUUGCGCUGAAGAUGUCAGCAUGUCAGUUACUUCUGGAAAUCACCACUUUCUUAAGGGAAACUUUCCCGUGCCUGCCGAGACCUCGAGCUGAGCCUCUUGUGGACCUGGAGACCUGCCGGCUACGCUUGGACCCGGAGAUGGACCGCCACAGAUACGAGAGGAAGAUAAGCUUUGCCGGGAUCCUGGAUGAGAACGAAGAUUCUAAGGACUCCCUGCACAGCAGCAGCCACACACUGAAAUCAGACACCGGCUGUGAGGAGAAGAAAGUUCCCAGCAGGAAGAUCAGGAUAGGAGGCUCCCGCUUGCUCCAGAUUAAAGGGACCCGCAGUUUCCGGGUGAAGAAAGGGGGCUCUCUGUCCAGCAUUCGCCGGGCCGGCAGCCUAAAGAGCACCAAACUAACACGCCAGGACUCAGGGUCCGAAAAUGAGGACAUCCAGCUGUCACAGAGCAGGGAUACUGUUACUGACAUAGAAGGGAGCCCCUGGAGCACUAGUGAGCCCAGCAUUGAGCCAGAUGGAGGCAACAUUAGCACUGAAGAAAGCUACCACCGUAAUAUGUCCUGGUUGCACGUUAUGAUCCUUUUAUGCAACCAACAAAGCUUCAUUUGUACCCACGUGGAUUACUGCCACCCCCACUGCUACCUGCACCACAGUCGCUCGUGUGCUCGGCUGGUCAGAGCCAUAAAGCUGCUGUACGGAGACACGGUGGACUCGCUCAAAGAGGACCAUCUGGGUUGUGGCUCCGGGACUAGAGGCAAGAAAGUGAAAGAGUGCUCAGACAAGUCCUGCCUGCGGACCCCAUCCCUGAAGAAGAGAGUUACAGAAGCCAACCUGGAGGGAAAGAAGGACAGCGGGAUGCUGAAAUACAUAAGGCACCAGGUUAUGAGCUUGUGCCCUGCCCCUCUGUCCUUACUGAUUAAGGCAGCCCCAAUCCUGACGGAGGAGAUGUAUGGGGACAUACAGCCGGCUGCCUGGGAGCUGCUGCUGAGUGUGGAUGAGCACAUGGCUGGGGCUGCAGCUGCCAUGUUCCUGCUUUGUGCUGUGAAGGUGCCGGAUGCAGUCUCCGAGAUGUUAACCUCUGAGUUCCAGCAUCCAGAGACAGGGCAGAGAAUGAAUGCCAUUCUUAAGUUCCACACUCUUUGGAGGUUCAGGUACCAGGUGUGGCCACGGAUGGAGGAAGGAGCUCAGCAGAUCUAUAAGAUCCCUCCUCCCAGCAUUAAUUUUACUUUACCCUCUCCCAUCCUGGGUAUGCCCUCUGUGCCAAUGUUUGAUCCACCCUGGGUCCCGCAGAGCAGCGGAAGCGUCCAAGACCCAAUCAGCGAAGACCAGUCUAAAUCGUUCUCCGCUCGUGCCGUGUCCCGAUCCCACCAGCGAGCUGAGCACAUUCUCAAGAACCUCCAGCAGGAAGAAGAGAAGAAGCGUUUAGGCAGGGAGGCCAGUCUGAUCACAGCCAUACCAGUCACCCAGGAGGCAUGUUACGAACCAACGUGCUCUCCUAACUCUGAACAAGAAGAGGAAGUAGAAGAAGCAACGAUUCUGAAUUCCCGCCGUCUGUCCGUCAGUCCGUCCUGCACUUCAAGCACCUCUCACCGCAACUACUCGUUCCGCCGUGGCUCUGUGUGGUCCAUACGCUCUGCUGUGAGCGCAGAAGAUGAGGAACAUGCCACCGAUCACACUGCAAACCAUCACGUGUCCCAGCCUCCGCAGCCCGUGUUUCCUGCGUGCAUUUGCGCUGCCGUUUUGCCGAUUGUUCACUUGAUGGAGGACGGAGAUGUUCGUGAAGAUGGAGUCGCAGUAAGCGCAGUAGCCCAGCAAGUGCUCUGGAAUUGCUUAAUUGAGGAUCCGUCCACUGUGCUGAGACAUUUCCUGGAGAAGCUCACUAUCAGUAACCGCCAGGAUGAGCUGAUCUACAUGCUGAGGAAGCUGCUUCUGAACAUUGGGGACUUCCCUGCACAAACAUCACACAUCCUUUUCAACUAUUUGGUUGGCCUAAUUAUGUACUUUGUCCGUACCCCGUGUGAGUGGGGCAUGGAUGCCAUCUCCGCCACCCUGACCUUCCUGUGGGAAGUAGUUGGCUAUGUGGAAGGUCUGUUCUUUAAAGACCUGAAGCAGACAAUGAAGAAGGAGCAGUGUGAGGUUAAACUUCUCGUCACGGCAUCAAUGCCAGGUACAAAGACACUAGUAGUUCAUGGACAGAAUGAGUGUGACAUACCUACCCAGCUGCCGGUACACGAAGACACUCAAUUCGAAGCACUACUGAAGGAAUGUCUGGAGUUUUUCAACAUAGCUGAUUCCCAGUCUGCAAACUACUUUCUCAUGGACAAACGCUGGAAUCUGACCCACUACAACAAGACCUAUGUACGUGAUAUUUAUCCAUUUCGGAGGUCAGUUUCGCCACAACUGAAUCUGGUACACAUGGCACCUGAGAAAGGCCAAGAACUCAUUCAGAAGCAGGUGUUCACUCGGAAACUGGAGGAAGUUGGACGAGUUCUCUUCCUCAUAUCGCUGACACAGAAGAUCCCCACUGCCCAUAAGCAGUCUCACGUGUCCAUGCUACAAGAAGACCUUCUGCGUCUGCCUUCUUUUCCUCGUAGUGCCAUUGAUGCGGAGUUCUCGCUGUUUAAUGACGCCCAAGGCGGGAAGGAGCUGUUCGGCUUGGAUACGUUGCACAAGAGCCUGUGGAUAAAGCUCCUAGAGGAGAUGUUUUUGGGCAUGCCCAGCGAAUACCCGUGGGGGGAUGAGAUAAUGCUUUUCCUCAAUGUCUUCAAUGGCGCUCUGAUUCUUCAUCCAGAGGACAGCGCCCUCCUCAGGCAGUAUGCUGCUACUGUCAUUAACACGGCUGUACAUUUCAACCAUCUCUUCUCACUCAGUGGGUACCAGUGGAUCCUGCCCACCAUGCUCCAGGUGUAUGCCGACUAUGAGAGCAACCCGCAGCUGCGCCAAGCCAUUGAAUUCGCCUGCCGCCAGUUUUACGUUCUGCACCGCAAGCCGUUUGUGCUUCAGCUGUUUGCCAGCGUGGCUCCCCUGCUGGACCUGCCUGAUGGAGUGAGCAGCUCCUCGUCUAGCAAGGGAGUGUCUGCCCAGUGCCUGUUCGACCUUCUCCAGUCCCUGGAGGGAGAAACAGCUGACAUACUGGAUAUAUUGGAGCUGGUGAAAGCUGAACGUCCCCUUAAAUCAUUAGAUUUUUGCUACGGCAAUGAAGACAUGGCCUUCUCCAUCAGCGAGUGCAUAAAGCUCUGCGUGACAGUUGUAGCAUACGCGCCAGAGUCGUUCCGCAGCCUCCAGAUGCUGAUGGUGCUGGAGGCGAUGGUUCCUUGCUACCUGCAGAAACUGAAACGACAGACCACCCAGCUAGAGACUGUGUCGGCUGCGCGGGAAGAGAUUGCUGCCACCGCGGCGCUGGCCACCUCCCUCCAGGCCCUUCUCUACAGUGUGGAGGCCCUGACCCGGCCCAUGACUGCUCCCCAGAUGAGCCGUGGUGACCAAGGCCACAAAGGGGCCACAGCAGCAAACCACACUAUGUCGGCUGGAGUCAACUUGAGAGAUAACCUCCACCUGCUGGAAGAAGGUCAGGGACUGCCCAGGGAAGAGCUGGAUGAAAGGAUCGCACGGGAAGAAUUCAGAAGGCCACGAGAGUCUCUGCUCAACAUCUGCACAGAGUUUUACAAGCAUUGCGGCCCUAGGUUGAAGAUUCUUCAAAACGUGGCCGGAGAACCGCGGGUCACCUCGCUGGAACUCCUGGACGUCAAGUCGCACAUGAGGCUGGCAGAGAUUGCCCACUCGCUCUUGAAGUUGGCUCCAUACGACACACAGACUAUGGAGAGCAAGGGCCUGAAGCGAUACAUCAUGGAGAUGUUGCCCAUCACGGACUGGUCAGCCGAGGCAGUGCGGCCUGCCCUGAUUCUCAUCUUAAAGAGACUGGAUCGUAUGUUCAAUAAAAUACACAAAAUGCCAACUUUAAGGCGACAGGUUGAGUGGGAGCCUGCCAGCAAUUUGAUAGAAGGGGUUUGUUUGACUCUGCAGAGGCAGCCAAUCAUAUCCUUCCUGCCUCACCUUAGGUCUCUGAUCAAUGUUUGUGUAAAUCUGGUAAUGGGUGUAGUAGGGCCCUCUAGCGUUGCAGAUGGAUUGCCUCUACUCCACCUCAGCCCAUACCUCUCCCCUCCCUUGCCCUUUAGCACCGCAGUAGUCAGGCUCGUGGCACUUCAGAUACAGGCAUUAAAAGAGGACUUUCCGCUAAGCCAUGUGAUCUCCCCCUUCACCAAUCUGGAGAGGCGAGAGGGGAUGCUGCUCAACCUGCUCAUCCCAUUUGUGCUGACAGUGGGAUCUGGAAGCAAAGACAGUCCCUGGCUGGAGCAGCCUGAAGUGUUCCUGCUGUUGCAGACUGUGAUAAACAUCCUGCUGCCCCCACGUAUCAUCAGCACCUCUCGCAGCAAGAACUUUAUGCUGGAGAGUUCCCCUGCUCACUGUUCCACUCCCGGGGACACCGGGAAAGACCUGCGUAGAGAAGGACUUGCCGAUUCCACCAGCCAGGCUGCUUAUCUUGCUCUAAAGGUUAUUCUGGUCUGCUUUGAAAGACAGCUGGGAUGUGAAUGGUAUCAGCUGAGCCUUCAGGUGAAAGAGAUGGCUCUGAGGAAGGUGGGGGGACUGGCCCUGUGGGACUUCCUGGAUUUCAUUGUAAGGACGCGGAUCCCAAUAUUUGUCCUCCUGAGACCUUUCAUCCAGUGCAAGCUAUUGGCGCAGCCUGCAGAGACUCAGGAUGAGCUGAGCGCGCGGCAGCACAUAGCGGACCAGCUGGAGCGACGCUUUAUCCCGCGACCUCUGUGUAAGAGCUCCCUCAUAAAUGAGUUCAAUAGUGAGUUGAAGAUCCUUAAGGAGGCCGUACACAGUGGCUCAGCAUACCAAGGCAAGACGUCCAUCAGCACUGUGGGCACCUCCACCUCUGCGUACCGCCUAAGCUUGGCUACCAUGUCUCGCUCCAACACGGGCACGGGGACUGUCUGGGAACAGGAGAGUGAGCACUCCCAGCAAGCCUCGCAGGACACCCUCAGCCGUACUGAUGAGGAGGAGGAAGACAAUGACUCAGUGAGCAUGCCCAGUGUGGUAAGUGAGCAGGACACAUACCUCUUGAGUGCCAUUGGCAGAAGGCGUUUCUCCAGUCACGCGUCCAGCAUGUCUGUUCCCCAGGCUGAGGGUGGCAUGCUUCCCAGCCAAAGCGAACCUAAUGUUCUUGACGACACCCAUGGGCGUGAUGCCGCGGUCAGCCUGUCUAGGGUAGCAAGUGUGCAGAGCGAGCCUGGCCACCAGAACCUUCUCAUCCAACCACCCUUGGGGAGGAAGAGAGGCCUGAGGCAGGGGGCUUUCUCUCCUUCUCACCUGGUUCAGCUACGAAGGCCUUUGCUCUCACGUCAGAAAACUCAAACUGAACCUAGAAGCCGACACGGGGCAAGACUCUCGACAACUCGCAGGAGCAUCCAGCCACGGCCCAAGCAGAUAAGUCCGGAAGAUCAAAAAACAGUGGAUCAGAAGAGAUCUGUAACCUUUACUGAGACACAGCCUCAGCCAUCCACAUCCCAUGCUGAUGUCCCUCCCAUAGCGCCACCUUCUGGCUGCAGCCCUGCACCAGCCAUCAAACAAGUGUCUGCAGAGAGCCCUGUACUCACCUCCUCUCCUUCCAUCACUGUGGCUGACCUCCACAGCCAGACUGACAGCCAGAGAAGAGCCCGCUUCCGGGCGAAGGAGGGCACGCAGACCAGCCGGGGGGCAGCAGCAGCAGCAUCCCCACUUCUCCACAGCUCUCUGUCGUCCCAUCUGUCUGACCCUGAGGACUUCGCUGGACUGGAGACCAGCAGCCUGCUUCAGUACACAGACACUGUCCUCCAUAUCACCGAAGACAAUGGGACGGAGAACCCCAUGGUUUCCAGACACUUUCACUUCAGUCACAUUGAGCUGGGGGAGACGGACAUUGACCUGGACGAGUCUCAUGUUUAGCUCGGCUGCGUCGGGCCCUGUUACCGUGGUGUGCGUUUCUCCCUGGCACCUGUAGGAACCGUGCAGGGCACUUGCCAGGCCUCCCCUGCAAUCCUGUUUGCUCUGGAGGGUGUGUGUGACUUUGCUGCACAUAUGAUAUCGCUGCUUUGCAAUCUGGUGUACAAAUAGGUAAAUACUGGUCAGAUACGCCCGCCUCAUGUAGGACCAAAGAAAGCUGCUCCCAGCCUGAUGUUAAUGUGGUCUGACGUAGUGUUGUAUGUGUUGGUGAGCUGCUGUCUCCCCAUCUUCUUUACCUGUGACCCGUCACUGGCCGUGCACCGUGUGUAUACAGAUGUGUCCUCACUUAGGGGUCUAUUCAUGAAGCAGUGAAAAGUGUGGAGAAGUGAGCCAAUGGAGCAGUUACCCAUGGCAACCAAUCAGCAUUGAAGUAACAUUUAUAAUUUGCAUACUAUUCAAUUGUAUGGAGCAGCUGAUUGGUUGCCAUGGGCAACUUCUCCACAAGCUCAUUUCUCCACACUUUUCACUGCUUCAUGAAUAGUCCCCUUACUGUUUGUCAGGAUUCUCACAUCUUCCACAUUACGUAGGAAGGGUUACGUGUUCCGCUUGGCACCAGGUGAAUGCAGCGGAGCGCAGAUAUUUUUGAAUAAAUAUCUGUAUAAAGGGGGUAAUUCCAAGUUGAUCGCAGCAGGAAAUUUUUUAGCAGUUGGGCAAAACCAUGUGCACUGCAGGGGAGGCAGAUGUAACAUGUGCAGAGAGUUAGAUUUGGGUGGGUUAUUUUGUUUCUGUGCAGGGUAAAUACUGGCUGCUUUAUUUUUACACUGCAAUUUAGGUUGCAGAUUGAAUACACCACACCCAAAUCUAACUCUCUCUGCACAUGUUAUAUCUGCCUCCCCUGCAGUGCACAUGGUUUUGCCCAACUGCUAAAAAAUCUCCUGCUGCGAUCAAGUUGGAAUUACCCCCAAAGUUAAGAGAGCAACGUUUCAUUAAAAACAAUGGGGGUCAUUCCGAGUUGUUCGCUCUGUAUUUUUUGUCGCAACGGAGCGAUUAGUCGCUAAUGCGCAUGUGCAAUUUGCUAUGCAGUUAGGUAUUUUACUCACGGCAUUACGAGGUUUUUUCUUCGUUCUGGUGAUCGUAAUGUGAUUGACAGGAAGUGGGUGUUUCUGGGCGGAAACAGGCCGUUUUAUGGGUGUGUGCGAAAAAACGCUACAGUUUCCGUGAAAAACGCGGGAGUGGCUGGAGAAACGGGGGAGUGUCUGGGCGAACGCUGGGUGUGUUUGUGACGUCAAACCAGGAACGACAAGCACUGAACUGAUCGCAGUUGCCGAGUAAGUGUGGAGUUACUCAGAAACUGCUAAGAAGUGUCUAUUCGCAAUUCUGCUAAUCUUUCGUUCGCAAUUUUGAUAUGCUAAGAUUCACUCCCAGUAGGCGGCGGCUUAGCGUGUGCAAAGCUGCUAAAAGCAGCUUGCGAGCGAACAACUCGGAAUGACCACCAAUGUAAUUAAUGCUAACGGUCACUUUUAUAUCAUAGUUGACAGAAUGAAUGUUUAAAGACUCACCUCUGAGUAUCUGUUUCAUUCACAAUAGUAAACUAAGAAAAGGAAAGAUACUCUGCGCUUGAAACAAUGUAUCUAAAAAUAUAUAUGUGCAGUCUGACAUAAAAGAAAGAUUGACUCAGUGAGACUUAGAUAUACUAAAAAACUAUUUAUAUAGUGUCGCUAAGACUAAACAUUUAUAACAUACAAUACAACAAACAAUUAAUACAUUCUCUUACACAUAAUAGAAUGAAUGAGAAUUUGAAAUUAUGUGCAACAUGCAAUAAAAUUAAUUGCUAUACCCUUUCAAAUGGUGAUUAUAAUAGUCCGAAUACUGGCGUCCCAGUAUGUUAUUAUAAUAAAUUUGUAGCUCCCGCAA
This is a messenger RNA of Pseudophryne corroboree (corroboree frog), 12189 nucleotides long. RefSeq names its product unc-80 homolog, NALCN channel complex subunit (gene UNC80). NCBI's taxonomy places the organism in Eukaryota, Metazoa, Chordata, Amphibia, Anura, Myobatrachidae. Gene Ontology annotation, biological process: monoatomic cation homeostasis. Gene Ontology annotation, molecular function: monoatomic cation channel activity. The transcript is spliced from 65 exons. Gene Ontology annotation, cellular component: cation channel complex; axon. The record is from RefSeq and is a predicted model, not a curated record. Bases 106 to 10278 code for a protein of 3390 amino acids.